Messenger RNA from Hippocampus zosterae (dwarf seahorse), 2765 nucleotides. RefSeq names its product armadillo like helical domain containing 3 (gene armh3). Gene Ontology annotation, biological process: regulation of Golgi organization. Lineage: Eukaryota; Metazoa; Chordata; Actinopteri; Syngnathiformes; Syngnathidae. The transcript is spliced from 27 exons. The record is from RefSeq and is a predicted model, not a curated record. Gene Ontology annotation, cellular component: cytosol. The coding region runs from base 265 to 2334 and encodes 689 amino acids.
UAGAUGUGCCAUGGACGGAGAGAAAAAUACCACGAAAUGAAGAUCAUCGAUAAUAAAUUAUAGGCCAUGAGAUAUCAAGUUUAAUUUAUGAGACCAAACACCUGCUCGGCACUGUACUGUAUGUGUGUAAUCUGGGUGUAGUGGCACUAUGGGCCGGUAGAAGAAGACUCAACAUUAGUUAGCAUUACCAGUAUGCUAGCUGAAGAGCAACUGUUGUGUCAAGGAUUCAUGACCUACAUUAUACACUCAAAGUGAGACCUCACCAUGUCUCAGAUGGAGAAGAAGGCAGGUUUGCUGAGGAGGACAUCAUCCUCCAAGAAACCGCUGAAGGAAAAGGUGGUGUUGAUGUAUGAUGAGAUCUUUGCAAAAGAGGACCCAGCUAAGAAUAACCCUCGCUUCUGGGAUGAGUUGUUUCUAAUGAAGGUGAACUUGGAGUACCUGGAGUCGAAGCUGGAGAGUGUGGAUGGCGAGGAGGUGCAACGGAUCCAGGACAACAUCAAUUCGCUCUUCCAUCACAGUGUUCUGGCUCUCGGAGAGGAACAUCAGAUCAAAGUGGUCAAUGCUCUGCAGACUCUCUGCGCACUUUUCAGAGGAGUUCAUCAAAAGAACAAGUCGGCGUCUGGCUUUGACAUCAUUAAUAUGCUUGUGGGCUUUGACAAGGCCGAGCAAAGGAUGAAGGAUUUAAUGGAAAGACUGGACAGCCUCCUUUGUGGAGAUGGGUCAGAGAGUCUGAAGAGCCUUUGUCUCAAACUUCUGCUGUGUCUGGUGACGGUAACUGACAAUAUUAGUCAGAACACGAUCUUGGAAUAUGUGAUGAUCAAUAGUAUCUUUGAAGCCAUUCUGCAGAUUCUUUCUGAUGUGUCCAGCAGAGGGCAGCAUGGUUAUGACGCCGUCGUUCUUCUCGCCCUUCUGGUCAAUUACCGGAAGUAUGAGUCUGUAAAUCCAUAUAUUGUGAAGCUCUCCAUUGUGGAUGAUGAGCCAACAUUGGAUGGAAUGGGCCUUGUUGUCCACCACGCGCUAACAGAAUAUAACAGACAGUACAAAGACAAAGAGGAAGAGCACCAGGGUGGCUUUUUCUCCACCCUCACAAGUAUGGUGGGCAGCAUGUUUAUUGCAGAUGCAGAUGAGAAGCUCUCUGUUCAGACCAAUGAAGCAAUUUUGCUGGCACUGUAUGAGGCCGUGCACCUCAACCGCAACUUCAUUACUGUAUUAGCACAGAGCCACCCUGAGAUUGACAUUGUAGCUACACCCACUAACCAAUCUCAGAACACACCAACAACGCCGCUUGGCACGACGCCGCCCUCUCUAGACAUGAUGAACAACCCAGAGCUGCCACUGGAUCCCAACCUGCAGACAAGUAACCUUCUCAUCACUUUCCUCAAAUACGCCUCUAUCGUCAUGCAGGAUACGAAAGAUGAGCAUCGACUCAACAGUGCCAGACUGUGCCUAAUCAUCCUCACAUGUAUAGCCGAGGACCAGUAUGCUGAUGCCUUCCUGCAUGACGAUAAUAUGAACUUCAGAGUCAGUCUGCAUCGAAUGCCCAUGAGGCAUAGAAAGAAAGCCGUGGAGAAGAACAUCCCUUCUCUGCCCCUGGUGUGUGCAGUUUUAGAUCUGAUGGUGGAAUUUAUUGUCACACACAUGAUGAAGGAUUUCCCCAUGGAUUUAUACUUGCGCUGUGUUCAGAUCAUUCACAAACUUCUCUGCUACCAGAAGAAGUGCAGAAUCAGGUUACACUACACUUGGAGAGAGCUAUGGUCAGCACUUAUCAACCUGCUCAAGUUUCUGCUGUCAAAUGAAACCACAUUGCUGGCCAAGCACAACAUCUUUCAUCUUGCACUACUGGUGGUAAACCUGUUCAACAUGUUCAUCACAUAUGGCGACACAUUUCUUCCCGCUUCUAACAGCUAUGAUGAGCUCUACUAUGAGAUUGUACGAAUGCACCAAGUGUUUGACAACCUCUACUGUAUGGUGUUGAGAGUGUCAACAAACACCGGCCAGUGGAAGGAGGCUGCGAGUAAAGUCACACAUGCUCUUGUUAAUGUUCGGGCAAUCAUCAACCAUUUUAACCCGAAGAUUGAGUCGUAUGCUGCUGUGAACCACAUCUCGCAACUGUCAGAGGAGCAGGUGCUGGAGGUGGUGCGCUCCAACUAUGACACCCUGACACUCAAACUGCAGGAUGGUUUGGACCAGUUUGAGAGAUACUCGGAGCAGCCCAAAGAAGCGUCUUUCUUUAAGGAGCUGGUGCGCUCCAUCAGCCUGAAUGUGAGGAAAAACGUAUCUUUGAACACCCUGAGUCAGGAUGUGCUUCUCAAAGAGUUCUCCACCAUCUCCUGAGAAGCUUUCCCAUCUCCAGGCAAUCUCUCCUGUCCUUCAUUUCACUUUGUGUGGCUUGGACUGCAUCUCUGUUUGCAACACACCAGACUAAACACUCCUGAAGACGUUUGGCACUACCGUACUGAAUGUCUUAAUUUGUUGGUAUCAUCCAUGUAAUGGUCAAGCUGUGAGUUUGCCCACUCAUUUGUGCACAUGCAGGACAGGAGACGAUUGUCAUCUGAGAAUUUUACACUGUGGCCGCCCUCUUGGGGAGACCUGCAGCUGUCUGCACAAAUGAUAAAGAGCCGAGGUGAAAGGAGAAAGCCCCAUGGGGAAACUGGAUUUGAGGUGAUGGUCUUUCGACGUGUGACCAUUCACAUCACCUCCUGAAUUCUGUCUGUUAGGAAGUUCAAACGCAACAAUAAAAGCUGCUCUGGUAGAUUCAAAUCAAA